GGUGUGCAAGAGCGAGAUGCUCAGAUAAGAUUGCUUACUGAGCAAGUCGAACAGUAUACCAAAGAAAUGGAACAAAAUGCAUUUCUCAUUGAGGAAUUAAAAAAUGAUCUCCAAAAAGAUAGAGGUCACUCAUCUCUUGCUCAACGGAAUCAUAUUGGGGAUAUGCAAGAAAAGUUAAAAAUGCUAGAAAAGAGAACUAAGGAGGCUGAGAAAUCAGCAGAAUUAGCAGAAGCGGAUGCUAGAGAAAAGGACAAAGAGCUUGCUGAGGCUCUGAAACGAAUGAGAGACUAUGAACUGGGAAUAUAUGGUUUGGAAGAGGCCGUUGCUGAAAUAAAAGAUUUAAAAAAGCAACUCGAAGUAAGAGAUCAUGAGAUUGAAACUUUAAUUAAAGAAGUCAAUAAACUUGAACUUAAAAUAAAUGAUUUUCUUGAUGAAAAUGAAGAACUCCGAGAGCGCUUAGGUCUUGAGCCAAACACAAUGAUUGAUUUAAAUGAAUUCAGAAACAGCAAGGCACUGAAGCAGCAGCAAUAUAGAGCUGAAAACCACAUUCUUUUGCAAGAGAUUGAAAGACUAGAAGAGGAAAGAAUUGACCUGAAAAAACAGGUUCGUAAGUUGGCUCAGGAGAAAGGAAGAAGAGCUGCAACAAUAGGAUUGGAUGCUGGUGAUGUGCAGAUAACUGAUAGCUUUACUGAAGAGAAGGGAACGAAUAUGGGGAAGUUGGACUUCUUGAACAGACACGAUAUUGCUGAAGUAAAAGCAAAAAAUGAGUAUCUUGCGAAUGAGUUAAGAGAGAGAGAGAGAGAUUUGGAGAAGAACAAAACUGUAAUAGCCGAAUUUCAAUCUAAAUUAAAAGAAUUAUCAGUAGAGAAUAAACAACUUCAACAAGGAAUGAAGGAAAUAUUGCAGGCUCUCAAGGAUUCUAGCGAUAAAGGAGGAGAAACAGCCUUAAUAAUCCCUAGCCUGGAUCGUUUAGUUAAUGCAAUGGAGUCAAAGAAUUCAGAGGGUGUCUUUGAUGCUAGUGUGCACUUGAAAGCUCAGGUUGACCAGCUUACAGGACGUAAUGAAGAAUUAAGACAAGAACUGAAACACGCUCAGCAGAAAGCAACAAAUUUCUCUAAUCAGCUGGCAAAUGCAAAUGAAAAGAUUGCACAACUGAAAAAUGAAAUUUCCUUGUUACAUAAGUCAGAAGGUUCCAAUGUUGUCUUCCAAACAGUGAAUCUUCCAGAAGGAAUGGCUCCUUCAAGUGUUAAUAUGAUUAAUUCUCUGAAUGAAUAUUUAAUACGUCUUGUGCAGGAACUGGAAAAUAAAGAACAGUUACUUAAGCAGUUAGAAGAUGCAGUAGAGGACUACAAGAGAAAAUUUGCUGUAAUUCGUCAUCAGCAAGGCUUACUCUAUAAAGAAUAUCAAAGUCAAAAGGAAAGCUGGCAGAAAGAAUCAGAAGAUAUGAACGAGCAAAAGAAAAAACUAGAAGAGCAAAAAGAACAGGAUGCUACAAAAAUAAAGGCAUAUUCUGAUUUACUCAGUGCACUUCAGCUGGAUCCUGAUGAAACAAAAAAAGUACUUGCAGAAAAUAAUAGAAAAAUAACUGUUUUACGAGUUAAUGAAAGGUCAUUGAGAAGGCAGUGUACCACUUUACUUGAAAUGGAGCAGCAUCUUAGAAAAGAAAAUGAGAAGCUAAAGGGUGAAAUAACACAUAUGGAGACUGCAGUUAUAGGGAAGAUUGGAAACUUGCAACGAUUCAAGGAAAUGGCUAGCUUUAAAAUUGCAGCUCUGCAGAAAGCGCUGGAUGGAAGCGUGCCAUUGUCUGAACUAGAACUGGCAAAUAAGCAGUAUAAUGCAUUAACUGCUAAAUACAGAGACAUGUUACAAAAAGAUAACUUGCUUGUCCAACGGUCAACAAACAUGGAACACAUGGAGCGUGAGAAUGAAUCCUUGAAAACACAGAUAGAUUUAUUGAACAAGGAGCUGGAGAUCACGAAAGAGAAACUUCACACUAUAGAACAGGCUUGGGAACAGAUGACUAAACUGGGGGAUGACAAUGCCAUCGACAAGGCUACGAAAGCAAUAACCAACAGUGAGAUUUUGUCCAUUUCUAAGAAAAUCACAAUGUUGGAGAUGAAAGAACUAAAUGAAAGACAGAGAGCAGAACAUUCACAACAAAUGUAUGAACAUUUAAGGAACACUGUAAAGCAAAUAGAAGAACGUAAUUUUGAAUUGGAAACAAAAUUUGCUGAGCUCACCAAAAUCAACCUUGAAGCACAGAAAGUGGAACAGGAAUUAAGAGAUGAACUAUCAAAGAGUGUAAGUAAAGCAGUAAGUGAUGCAGAUAGACGACAAAUCAUGGAGCUGCAGAAGUGUGAGAUGGAGCUCAAAAUUGAAGUAUCAAAGUUGAGAGAAUUGUCUGAUGUAGCAAAAAUGCAAGUUGAAGCUCUGGAGGCACGCCAGCAAUCCAGAGAUAAAGAAGUGGAAUCUCUUAGAAUGCAAAUUUUAGACUAUCAGGCACAGUCAGACGAAAAAGCAGUUAUUGCAAAACUGCAUCAACAUAUCAUAGCCCUUCAGGAUAGAGAAUCUGUUGCUGUAGGCAAACUGGAGACACUUAAAUUGAAACUCCAGAAGAUGGAGGUCCAUAAUCUACGUUUAGAGCAGAAGCUUGAUGAGAGAGAGCAAGCCUUAUAUUUCGCCCGACUGGAAGGAAGAAAUAGAGCCAAACAUCUACAACAGACAAUUCAGUCUUUGCGGCGACAGUUUAGUGGUGCUCUUCCCUUGGCACAGCAAGAAAAAUUCUCUAAAACCAUGAUUCAGCUACAGAAUGACAAACUGAAGAUUCUGGAGGAAGUUCAGCACGCGCAGCAGGAGCGUCGAAAUGCAGAAAACAGAGCACUGGAGAUGGAGUUAAAACUGAAAAGUUUAGAAGAGUUAAUAAGUGCACUGAAGGAUACAAGAGGAGCUCAAAAG
Molecule: messenger RNA, 2955 nt
Organism: Apaloderma vittatum (bar-tailed trogon)
Lineage: Eukaryota; Metazoa; Chordata; Aves; Trogoniformes; Trogonidae
Product: centrosomal protein of 290 kDa-like
Exons: 19
Biological process (GO): camera-type eye development; kidney development
Source: RefSeq, a predicted model, not a curated record